UAAUUAAUCUCUACGGCACUCUCUCUCUACGAUUACUCUUUGAGAGCAUAUCUCUCUAGAAUAUCGAGUAUUGCUGACUUGAGCGUCGGAGUGUUUUCCCCGAGAAAACAUCUUCGGGAAUUUCAGGUGUAGAAGCAGCUGAAGACUUCAACAGUGUUGGAUCGUGAAGUUGCCCAAACAGGAACUUAAGCCAACAUUAUAUGCUAUCACGGUUGUCUUUGUUUGGAAAGCUUCCAGAGAAAUUUGAUUUUGGCACAUUUCCCCCAAAGCUAGAGAUUCUUACUUUGGCGGUGUCAGAACUAUCGGACGACUCAAUGGAAGAACUAGGAAAUCUGGAGAGCCUGAAGAUCCUUAGGCUGCACGCCCAUUCCUACAUGGGGAAAAAAAUGAAAUGUGGUCGUGGCAUUUUCCCAAAGCUUCAAAUCUUAAAAUUGUGGAUGCUUGAGGAGCUCGAGAAAUGGGAGGUGGAGGAGGGAGCCAUGCCCGCCUUAGAAGAAGUUGAGAUCAGAUGCUGUAAGAAACUCAGUAAUCCUGAUGGAUUGAAGGAGUUGGCCACUCUGAAGGAAUUGAUUUUGACAAGUAUGAAGCAGGAUUUUGUGAAGGAGCUUAAAGAAAGCCUAGGCAGCAAUGUGUCAAUCGUAAAAGAAAACGACUGGAAGUUUUCUUCUACCUGGUGGAAAUCAAAUUCGUGGAGUGAUCUCUGGGUUUCAGCGGGGAUGAGUAUCAUCAUAGCGUAUUUACGCUGGCGUCAAAAGCAGGGAUCUCGCCAUGUAUGGGUCUAAUUUCGUUCUCUAUAUAUCUAGUGUGAUAUCGAUUUGCCUCCAAAAUAACCCUGUGGGACGAAAUUUCAUUAGCACAGUCUUUUCAUUUUUCAGUUUUUUUUUUUCUUGUAUUGUGCUGGAAUAAUGAUUGUUAGUAUCAUUACUCAGUGUGCUAUGUGAAGGCUUCUGUCUAUUUAAUGCUGAUCUAUAUAAAAUAGCAGUGGAGCUUGUAGAACCACAAUUUCAAUCGUUUUUAAUUUCCUUUUAUAGAUACGACAAUGAACGUAUUUUGUUUGC
This is a messenger RNA of Rubroshorea leprosula, 1058 nucleotides long. Lineage: Eukaryota; Viridiplantae; Streptophyta; Magnoliopsida; Malvales; Dipterocarpaceae. The record is from the annotation of a GenBank genome assembly.